AUUAAGUUUUGGUAUAAAUUCGAGUCCUGCGCUGAGUCCAGUAUCAUUGAUCACAGUGACUUCAGCAGCACCACAUAACAUCUCAACUUACCCAGCACAAUGGCUUUUAAGUUUGUCGUUUUCCUGGCUUCGUUGGCUGUUGUCAGCGCCGGAUAUCUGCAGGCUCCAAUUGCUCAAUACUCACCAGCAUCCGCUGUGAGUUAUAGCAGCCUGUCCAAUGCUCCUCUGGCUUACGCGGCUCCGUUGGCGAAGACGGUUGCCUACUCAUCUCCUGCCAUUGGUGCUACCCAUGAGAGCACCAUCCGUGGUCACGAUGCCACCAUCUCCCAUCAAUCCAAGGCAAUUGAUACGGCUUUCUCCAGCGUUCGUAAGUCGGACACCCGCAUCACCAACGAAGGCCCGAAACUGGCCCUGGCUUCCUAUUCCCAUGCCCCAGCCAUCGCCACGUACGCUCAAGCUCCAGUUCUGGCCCGUUCAUAUGCCGCUCCCGCCUACACCACUUCCUAUGCUCAUCCCGCACCAGCUUUGGCUACCUACUCACAUGCCGCCCCAGUUGUUUCCGCUACCAAGACCUUAACCUACUCACCGGCUGUCGAAGUAGCCCAUGUUUCGUACGAAGGAGCUCAUGCUCAUUAUGCCUGGUAAGACGUUUCCUAGUGUCGACAGACACUACAAGGUACAAUACAAUGAUCAAAAUCGUUGUGUCUAUUUUUUUCAAAUGCAUUGUUGUUGUUUUGCUAUGACAGCGCACCCCAUCUGUCAUCCCGGGGGUGUGUUUUAAUAAAGUAGAUACAAACCAUU
Messenger RNA from Malaya genurostris, 801 nucleotides. Its product is annotated as cuticle protein LPCP-23-like. The coding region runs from base 100 to 645 and encodes 181 amino acids. The record is from RefSeq and is a predicted model, not a curated record. Lineage: Eukaryota; Metazoa; Arthropoda; Insecta; Diptera; Culicidae. The transcript has 2 exons.